Messenger RNA from Trichomonas vaginalis G3, 434 nucleotides. RefSeq lists its product as uncharacterized. The annotation marks the transcript as partial. Lineage: Eukaryota; Parabasalia; Trichomonadida; Trichomonadidae. The transcript has a single exon. The record is from RefSeq and is a predicted model, not a curated record.
AUGGAUAGAAAAUCUGCUAGAAUAAAAGCAGAGUUGCAAAGAUAUGGUUGGAGAGUUUCGAAGAAUUUUAAAUAUAGGAAGGGAAGACCCAUAAAAGUCUAUGACAAAUUGUCUGGUCUUCGCUACGAAAUGGAUUUGGAAACAGCACGUGCCAAUUAUCCAAACAGACUAGAGAGGUUAGAAGAAGAACGUCUUAUGGACAUGCCUUUCGAUGUUAGUGAACCUCAAGUUGAAGGACACGACGGCUUUGCCAGAUUCUACUGGAAACAUGACGAACAAUUGCAUCCUUUGAGAAGGAAAAAAGGUAGUGCAGAGGAUGGUCAUGCUCCCAUGGAAAGAACAAGAUAUGCAUAUGAGAAGUACCGUGAAGUUAGAAGUCAAAUUACAUCUGGUCGAACCUUUACAGUAAACUUUGACGAAGGAAAGAACAAAGA